GAGAUAAACGUGGGGGUCCCAUUUUAACAUUUCCAGCCCGCAGCAAUCAUGACAGAAUACGACAGGAGGAUCUCAGGAGACUCAUUUCAUAUCUAGCCUGUAUUCCUAGCGAGGAGGUCUGCAAGCGAGGCUUCACGGUGAUCGUGGACAUGCGUGGGUCCAAGUGGGACUCCAUCAAGCCCCUGCUGAAGAUCCUGCAGGAGUCCUUCCCCUGCUGCAUCCACGUGGCUCUGAUCAUCAAGCCAGACAACUUCUGGCAGAAACAGAGGACUAAUUUUGGCAGUUCUAAAUUUGAAUUUGAGACAAAUAUGGUCUCUUUAGAAGGCCUUACCAAAGUAGUUGAUCCUUCUCAGCUAACUCCCGAGUUUGAUGGCUGCCUGGAAUACAACCACGAAGAAUGGAUUGAAAUCAGAGUUGCUUUUGAAGACUACAUUAGCAAUGCAACACACAUGCUGUCUCGGCUGGAGGAACUUCAGGACAUCCUAGCUAAGAAGGAGUUGCCUCAGGAUUUGGAGGGUGCUCGGAACAUGAUCGAGGAACACUCCCAGCUGAAGAAGAAGGUGAUUAAGGCCCCCAUCGAGGACUUGGAUUUGGAGGGACAGAAGCUGCUUCAGAGGAUUCAGAGCAGUGAUAGCUUUCCCAAAAAGAACUCGGGGUCAGGCAAUGCAGACCUGCAGAACCUCUUGCCCAAGGUGUCCACCAUGCUGGACAGGCUGCACUCCACGCGGCAGCACUUGCACCAGAUGUGGCACGUGAGGAAGCUGAAGCUGGACCAGUGCUUUCAGCUGAGGCUGUUUGAACAGGAUGCCGAGAAGAUGUUUGACUGGAUCACACACAACAAAGGCCUGUUUUUAAACAGCUACACAGAGAUUGGGACCAGCCACCCUCAUGCAAUGGAGCUUCAGACGCAGCACAAUCACUUUGCCAUGAACUGUAUGAACGUGUACGUGAACAUAAACCGCAUCAUGUCUGUGGCGAAUCGCUUGGUGGAAUCUGGCCACUAUGCCUCGCAGCAGAUCAAGCAGGUCGCCAAUCAGCUGGAGCAGGAGUGGAAGGCGUUCGCAGCAGCCCUGGACGAACGGAGCACCCUGCUGGACAUGUCCUCCAUUUUCCACCAGAAGGCUGAGAAGUAUAUGAGCAAUGUGGAUUCGUGGUGUAAAGCCUGCGGUGAGGUAGACCUUCCCUCAGAGCUGCAGGAUCUAGAAGAUGCCAUCCAUCACCACCAGGGAAUAUACGAACAUAUCACUCUGGCUUAUUCUGAGGUGAGCCAAGAUGGGAAGUCACUCCUUGACAAGCUCCAACGGCCCUUGACUCCAGGCAGCUCCGAUUCCCUGACGGCCUCUGCCAACUACUCCAAGGCCGUCCACCACGUCCUGGAUGUCAUCCACGAGGUGCUGCACCACCAGCGGCAGCUCGAGAACAUUUGGCAGCACCGCAAGGUCCGGCUCCAUCAGAGGCUGCAGCUGUGCGUGUUCCAGCAGGACGUCCAGCAGGUGCUGGAUUGGAUCGAGAACCACGGAGAAGCAUUCCUGAGCAAACACACAGGUGUGGGGAAAUCUCUGCAUCGGGCCAGAGCUUUGCAGAAACGUCAUGAGGAUUUUGAAGAAGUGGCACAGAACACAUAUACCAAUGCGGAUAAAUUACUAGAAGCGGCAGAACAGCUGGCUCAGACUGGGGAAUGUGACCCAGAAGAGAUUUAUCAGGCUGCCCAUCAGCUUGAAGACCGGAUACAAGAUUUCGUUCGGCGUGUUGAGCAGCGAAAGAUCCUGCUGGACAUGUCAGUGUCCUUUCACACCCAUGUGAAAGAGCUCUGGACGUGGCUGGAGGAGCUGCAGAAGGAGCUGCUGGACGACGUGUACGCCGAGUCGGUGGAGGCCGUGCAGGACCUCAUCAAGCGCUUCGGCCAGCAGCAGCAGACGACGCUGCAGGUGACCGUCAACGUGAUCAAGGAAGGGGAGGACCUCAUCCAGCAGCUGAGGGACUCCGCCAUCUCCAGUAACAAGACCCCCCACAACAGCUCCAUCAGCCACAUCGAGACGGUGCUGCAGCAGCUGGACGAGGCGCAGUCGCAGAUGGAGGAGCUCUUCCAGGAGCGCAAGAUCAAGCUGGAGCUCUUCCUGCAGCUGCGCAUCUUUGAAAGGGACGCCAUCGACAUCAUCUCAGACCUUGAGUCUUGGAAUGAUGAGCUUUCUCAGCAAAUGAAUGACUUCGACACAGAAGAUCUCACGAUCGCAGAGCAGCGCCUGCAGCACCACGCAGACAAAGCCUUGACCAUGAACAACUUGACUUUCGACGUCAUCCACCAAGGGCAGGAUCUUCUGCAGUAUGUCAACGAAGUACAGGCUUCUGGCGUGGAGUUGCUCUGCGAUAGAGAUGUAGAUAUGGCAACUCGGGUCCAGGACCUGUUGGAGUUUCUUCAUGAAAAACAGCAGGAAUUGGAUUUGGCAGCAGAACAGCAUCGGAAGCACCUGGAGCAGUGCGUGCAGCUGCGCCAUCUGCAGGCAGAAGUGAAGCAGGUGCUGGGUUGGAUCCGCAAUGGAGAGUCCAUGUUAAAUGCGGGACUUAUCACAGCCAGCUCAUUACAAGAGGCAGAGCAGCUCCAGAGAGAGCACGAGCAGUUCCAGCAUGCCAUCGAGAAGACACACCAGAGUGCACUGCAGGUGCAGCAGAAGGCGGAGGCCAUGCUGCAGGCCAAUCACUACGACAUGGACAUGAUCCGAGACUGCGCGGAGAAGGUGGCCUCGCACUGGCAGCAGCUCAUGCUGAAGAUGGAGGACCGCCUCAAGCUCGUCAACGCCUCCGUCGCCUUCUACAAAACGUCAGAGCAGGUGUGCAGUGUCCUCGAGAGCCUGGAGCAAGAGUACAAGCGAGAAGAAGACUGGUGUGGUGGAGCCGACAAGCUGGGCCCCAAUUCUGAGACGGACCACGUCACCCCGAUGAUCAGCAAGCACCUCGAGCAAAAGGAAGCGUUCCUGAAGGCUUGCACUCUUGCUAGGAGGAAUGCAGACGUCUUCCUGAAGUACCUGCACAGGAACAGCGUGAACAUGCCAGGCAUGGUGACGCACAUCAAAGCUCCUGAACAGCAAGUAAAAAAUAUCUUGAAUGAGCUCUUCCAGCGGGAGAACAGGGUAUUGCAUUAUUGGACCAUGAGGAAGAGACGGCUGGACCAGUGUCAGCAGUACGUGGUCUUCGAGCGGAGCGCCAAGCAGGCCUUAGAAUGGAUCCAUGACAAUGGGGAGUUCUACCUGUCCACACAUACCUCGACAGGUUCAAGUAUACAGCACACCCAGGAGCUACUGAAAGAACACGAGGAGUUUCAGAUAACUGCCAAGCAAACCAAAGAGAGAGUAAAGCUAUUGAUACAGCUGGCUGAUGGCUUUUGUGAAAAAGGGCAUGCCCAUGCAGCAGAGAUAAAAAAAUGUGUUACUGCGGUGGAUAAGAGGUACAGAGAUUUCUCUCUGCGGAUGGAGAAGUACAGAACCUCUUUGGAGAAGGCCCUGGGGAUUUCUUCGGACUCCAACAAAUCGAGUAAAAGUCUUCAGCUAGAUAUCAUUCCGGCCAGUAUCCCUGGGUCAGAGGUGAAACUUCGAGAUGCUGCUCAUGAACUUAAUGAAGAAAAGAGGAAAUCUGCCCGCAGGAAAGAGUUCAUAAUGGCUGAGCUAAUUCAAACAGAAAAGGCUUACGUAAGAGACCUCCGGGAGUGUAUGGAUACCUACCUGUGGGAAAUGACGAGCGGUGUGGAGGAGAUCCCGCCCGGCAUCGUGAACAAAGAGCUCAUCAUCUUCGGAAACAUGCAGGAAAUCUAUGAGUUUCAUAAUAAUAUAUUCCUAAAGGAGCUGGAAAAAUAUGAACAGUUGCCAGAGGAUGUUGGACAUUGCUUUGUUACAUGGGCAGACAAGUUUCAGAUGUAUGUCACAUAUUGCAAAAAUAAGCCUGAUUCUACUCAGCUGAUUUUGGAACAUGCAGGGUCCUACUUUGAUGAGAUACAGCAACGGCAUGGAUUAGCCAAUUCCAUCUCUUCCUACCUUAUUAAACCGGUUCAGCGAAUAACGAAGUAUCAGCUCCUUUUAAAAGAGCUCCUGACGUGCUGUGAGGAAGGAAAGGGGGAGAUUAAGGACGGCCUGGAGGUGAUGCUCAGCGUGCCCAAGAGAGCCAACGACGCCAUGCACCUCAGCAUGCUGGAAGGGUUUGAUGAAAACAUUGAGUCUCAGGGAGAACUCAUCCUACAAGAAUCCUUCCAAGUGUGGGACCCAAAAACCUUAAUCCGAAAGGGUCGAGAACGGCAUCUCUUCCUUUUUGAAAUGUCACUAGUAUUUAGUAAAGAAGUGAAAGAUUCCAGCGGGAGAAGCAAGUACCUUUACAAAAGCAAAUUGUUUACCUCAGAGUUGGGUGUCACAGAACAUGUUGAAGGAGAUCCUUGCAAAUUUGCACUGUGGGUGGGGAGAACACCAACUUCAGAUAAUAAAAUUGUCCUUAAGGCUUCCAGCAUAGAGAACAAGCAGGACUGGAUAAAGCACAUCCGCGAGGUGAUACAGGAAAGGACCAUUCACCUGAAAGGAGCCCUGAAGGAGCCCAUUCACAUUCCCAAGACAGCUCCAGCCACAAGGCAGAAGGGAAGGAGGGAUGGAGAGGACCUGGACAGCCAAGGCGAUGGCAGCAGCCAGCCCGAUACGAUCUCAAUUGCCUCCCGGACGUCUCAGAACACACUGGACAGCGACAAGCUCUCCGGUGGCUGUGAGCUGACGGUGGUGAUCCACGACUUCACGGCCUGCAACAGCAACGAGCUGACCAUCCGCCGCGGCCAGACUGUGGAGGUGUUGGAGCGGCCGCACGACAAGCCUGACUGGUGUCUGGUGCGAACCACUGACCGCUCCCCCGCGGCAGAAGGCCUGGUCCCCUGCGGCUCUCUGUGCAUCGCCCACUCCAGAAGCAGCAUGGAAAUGGAGGGCAUCUUCAACCACAAAGACUCGCUGUCCGUUUCCAGUAAUGACGCCAGCCCGCCCGCCUCCGUGGCCUCCCUGCAGCCCCACAUGAUCGGGGCCCAGAGCUCUCCAGGCCCCAAGCGGCCAGGCAACACCCUGCGCAAGUGGCUCACCAGCCCAGUGCGGCGGCUCAGCAGCGGCAAGGCUGACGGGCACGUGAAGAAGCUCGCGCACAAGCACAAGAAGAGCAGGGAGGUCCGCAAGAGCGCCGACGCCGGCUCGCAGAAGGACUCAGACGACAGCGCGGCCACCCCACAGGAUGAGACCGUGGAAGAGAGAGGCCGGAACGAAGGCCUCAGCAGUGGCACCCUCUCCAAAUCCUCCUCCUCGGGGAUGCAGAGCUGUGGAGAAGAGGAAGGUGAGGAGGGGGCCGACGCCGUGCCCCUCCCCCCACCCAUGGCCAUCCAGCAGCACAGCCUUCUCCAGCCGGACUCACAGGAUGACAAGGCCUCUUCCCGGUUAUUGGUCCGCCCCACCAGCUCCGAAACGCCGAGUGCAGCCGAGCUUGUCAGUGCGAUUGAGGAACUCGUGAAAAGCAAGAUGGCCCUGGAGGAUCGACCAAGCUCACUCCUUGUGGACCAGGGAGACAGUAGCAGCCCUUCCUUCAACCCCUCGGACAACUCCCUUCUCUCUUCCUCCUCGCCCAUUGAUGAGAUGGAAGAAAGGAAAUCCAGCUCCUUGAAGAGAAGGCACUAUGUUUUGCAAGAAUUAGUGGAGACGGAGCGUGACUAUGUACGGGACCUUGGCUAUGUGGUUGAGGGCUACAUGGCACUUAUGAAAGAAGAUGGAGUUCCUGAUGACAUGAAAGGAAAAGACAAGAUUGUGUUUGGCAACAUCCAUCAGAUUUAUGACUGGCACAGAGACUUUUUUUUAGGAGAGUUAGAGAAGUGCCUUGAAGAUCCGGAAAAACUAGGAUCCCUUUUUGUUAAACACGAGAGAAGGUUGCACAUGUACAUAGUUUAUUGUCAAAAUAAACCAAAGUCUGAGCACAUUGUCUCAGAAUACAUUGAUACCUUUUUCGAGGAUUUAAAGCAGCGCCUUGGCCACAGGUUGCAACUCACAGAUUUGUUGAUCAAACCAGUGCAGAGAAUUAUGAAAUAUCAGCUGUUACUAAAGGACUUCCUCAAAUAUUCCAAAAAGGCCAGCCUGGAUACAUCAGAAUUAGAGAGAGCCGUGGAAGUCAUGUGCAUAGUACCACGGCGGUGCAACGACAUGAUGAACGUGGGGCGGCUGCAAGGAUUCGAUGGUAAAAUUGUUGCCCAGGGUAAACUGCUCUUGCAGGACACGUUCUUGGUCACAGAUCAAGAUGCAGGGCUUCUGCCUCGAUGUAAAGAGAGGCGCAUUUUCCUCUUUGAGCAGAUCGUCAUAUUCAGUGAACCACUUGAUAAAAAAAAGGGCUUCUCCAUGCCAGGAUUCCUGUUUAAAAACAGUAUCAAGGUGAGUUGCCUUUGCCUGGAGGAAAAUGUGGAAAAUGACCCCUGUAAAUUUGCUCUGACAUCAAGGACAGGCGACGUGGUAGAGACCUUCAUUUUGCAUUCGUCCAGUCCAAGUGUCCGGCAGACAUGGAUUCAUGAAAUCAACCAAAUUUUAGAAAACCAGCGCAAUUUUUUAAAUGCCUUGACAUCGCCGAUCGAGUACCAGAGGAACCACAGCGGGGGCGGCAGCGGGGGCGGAGGGGGCGGGGGCGGCGGCGGGGCCCCCAGCAGCGGAGGCGGCCACGGCGGCGGCCCCAGCAGCGGUGGCACCAGCGGUGGCCCCAGCUCGAGCAGGAGCAGGCCCUCCCGGAUCCCCCAGCCUGUCCGACACCACCCCCCUGUGCUGGUCUCCUCUGCAGCCUCGAGCCAGGCAGAGGCAGACAAGAUGUCAGGUAUGUGCACCCCCGGCCCCUCACUGCCUCCCCCCGGCGGCAGCCUGGCCUCGGAGGCCGGCCUCAGCCAGCCCAGCAGGCCGCCCCCCAGCGGAGACGCCGAAGGGCCCGAGCGAGGAGCCGAGCCCAUCCCCAAGAUGAAGGUGAUGGACAGCCCCCGGAAGUCGGGCCAGGACGCGGGCGCCAAGGACGCGCGGGGGAGCCCGGGCUCCCUGCCCCUGGGGAAGCCCAGGUCCGGGGCCGUGUCGCCUCUGAACUCUCCGCUCGCCACCGCGUUCCCUUCUCCUUUCGGCAAGGAGCCCUUUCCCCCCAGCAGCCCCCUGCAAAAGGGGGGCUCCUUCUGGAGCUCCAUCCCCGCCUCCCCCGCCAGCCGGCCCGGCUCCUUCACCUUCCCGGGGGACAGCGACUCCCUCCAGCGCCAGACGCACCGCCACGCGGCCCCCGGCAAGGACACGGACCGCAUGAGCACGUGCUCGUCGGCCAGCGAGCAGUCCGUGCAGUCCACCCAGAGCAACGGGGAUCUGCCCAGGGCGUCCGAGAGCCCAGCAGAAGCCGGCACCUUUGGAGUCCUGACAGUCCACGAACAUCCCACAGCGUCACCGAUGGGAGCUUCUGAGAACCAGCUUCUGGGAACAAGGCACCAGAUGCCAUUUCCACAUCUUGGUUUGAUAGAGAGGACUUGUACAAGAUGUAGCUCAGGAGCUGACAGGGGCCUCAGCUUUCUUCUCCUCCCCUUGGAACAGUAGGUCACUCACUAAAUGAGAGCCUGACUCAAAGACUGCCAUUUGUGUUUCUUCUGUUCUGUGGCUAGCACCACUCAGCGUGUGCGCCCAGGGACGGCCUCAAGGAACCAGCUUUGCUUUGUCAUGGUAGUCUUGCCUCAUCAACUGGGCCGCUCGACACACACUGAGUGCCUACUGCAUGUCAGUCACUGACCAGAGAUCAGGUGCCACCAGGGCUGCAGAAUCAG
Propithecus coquereli (Coquerel's sifaka) is the source of this 7819-nucleotide messenger RNA. RefSeq names its product trio Rho guanine nucleotide exchange factor (gene TRIO). Gene Ontology annotation, cellular component: cytoplasm. Gene Ontology annotation, molecular function: protein binding; guanyl-nucleotide exchange factor activity. The record is from RefSeq and is a predicted model, not a curated record. Bases 150 to 7595 code for a protein of 2481 amino acids. Lineage: Eukaryota; Metazoa; Chordata; Mammalia; Primates; Indriidae. The transcript has 47 exons.